Molecule: messenger RNA, 7337 nt
Organism: Myxocyprinus asiaticus (Chinese sucker)
Lineage: Eukaryota; Metazoa; Chordata; Actinopteri; Cypriniformes; Catostomidae
Product: cGMP-inhibited 3',5'-cyclic phosphodiesterase 3A-like
Exons: 16
Coding region: 1620-5099 (1159 amino acids)
Biological process (GO): positive regulation of oocyte development; oocyte maturation
Cellular component (GO): cytosol
Molecular function (GO): 3',5'-cyclic-AMP phosphodiesterase activity
Source: RefSeq, a predicted model, not a curated record
GGGAAAGUAAAAAAAAACAAACAGUGACUUUAAAUGCUCAUAUGACUUGUUUGUUCUUAAUCAUGCAACGGCAGGGAAUCAAUCAUGUUUACAAGUGAAUGUUAGCAAUCAAUAACAUUUUACUAGGAAAAUCAGUCAGCAACAACCAAUAUCCAAGAAAACAAGAAAAUGAGAGUAAGAUCAAAUCAAAUUAACAACUAAAAUUAAUAGUUGAAGCAACAUUUCUCAUAUUUUGGGGUUAUGCAUGGAAUUUGAAGAAGGGAUGGCCUAAUAGGAUAACAAAGUCUCAAUUAAAUCUAGCAAAAUAUUACAGUUUAAGAAAAAGCAGUCAGCAAGAACUAAUAGCCAAAUAGUGACAUUUAUGUGACUUGUGUUUGAUCUCGUGUUCACAAGUGGAUGUUAACAAACUAUACAAUUUUACUGUUGUAGGAAAGUCAGUCAGCAAGAACAGAUGUUAGGUUACACUGUAAAAAAAAAAAAAAAAAAUGUUUUGUCAGAUAACCUAAGAAAAUAAUAUGUGAUUCGUGCAAUUACGUCUAAAUUAACAGAUUUUAUUCAAGUCAGAAAUAUUAUUUCAUUUGACUGGAUCAACCUUAACUACAUGUUUCACCAAUGAAAUACAUUUUUAUAUGAUCAGGUCAGGUAGAUAUGGAAAUUAAAGUAGAGAAAUAGCUAUAGCAAUAUUAAUAAGGUGCUGUUUUAUGCAGUUUCACUUUUUAGAGUGCAGAUAAACAAAUACAAAUAAAAUUGCAUUUAAUAUAUUUAGGGAUAAUAACUUUAAAAUGUUACCAAAUGGGGAAAAACUACCACUGCAACCUGUAUUACACGUGUAUUUCACACAUACACCCAAUGCAGAGACAGGGCUCGAUGACGUAGAUGUAGGUGAGUUGUAAAAAUGAAAUAUUCAAGAAUACACAUGGAAACGCUGACAUCAGCAGGGCUUUGUGCUCUGAAUGGGGCAAUAUUGCUCGAGGCUCUGCAUCUGAAAUCGGUGAUCAAUAAAUGAGCAGAUCAAUACAUUUUAUUGAGUCAUCAUAUUUGACCGUGUACAUGUAGCUGUGGACCGCAGCUCGCGCUGUAUCUGUGUGUUAAGAGUGUGUGUGUUGUGUUACGGACCGCCUCGACACCAACGGGACAUUGUCUGAUAUGAUCAAGCGCGGGUAAAACUCACGGCAAUAUUCCACCAGUGAGAGUUUCCACGCGUGAAAAUGAUCCGAGAGCGAAUGGAGAUCGGCAAAUAAGGGAAAUCCAGAGGCUUAAGUGACGCGUGAGCGCGCAGAGUCCAGGACAGUAACAAAGAAAGAAAGCUGCAGGGAGGGAGGAAAGAUCGCUUAUGAUGAUGAUGAUGAUGAUGAUGGCCUAGAAACAUCAGGAGUUAUUCCUCCUAAUGCUUGACUCAAUCAUGACUUGAUGGGGAAUUUUACGCAUAGAAAACAAAAGGCGUUUGCGCGCACUUUUGUUUUUGCGCAAGGAUGUUUUUGGAGAAAAUAAGACACUCGCUACUGUCUAACAGUCAUUCUGCUGGUCUAAAGUCACACAUAUGAGAGGGAAUAGCGGUUUUGCGCAUUACUUGUGUGUGUGCGCGUAUGUGUGUGCGCGCGAGUGUUUUCCCGUGACUGAUGGCAGUGGAACCCGAGCGCAACGGUUACGUGCGCACAUGUGUCUCUCCCGUGGAGCAGGACCCAUGUCACUCGUGGUUGGCUCUGAUAUGGAGCGCGUGGAGCUCUAGGAGUCUCGUGUGCGUUGGCUCGCUCUCAGUGUUCCUAGCGCUGCUUGUUCAAUCCGCGGACUGGGAUGCGGAGCGCACGCACGCACACUCGGGAUCUCCCGCGCCGUAUGUGGUGACGCUCGUGGAGCUCGUGUGGCAACUGCUGUCGCCCGCGCUCACCCUCGUGUGUGCCUUCUUCUGGGUGGGUGUGUAUCUGCUCCGCUGCGGGGUGCUCGUCCGCACGGCCGUGUUCCUGCUCACCGUGUGCCAUUUGGGCGAAGCGGCGGCGCAGUCGCUGUUGGAUGCGCAGCAGCUCUACUCGUUCGCGGCCACCGCGCUGGUGCUGCUCGCCUGCCUGGCCAGCGGGGCGCUCAUGGUGGUGCGGCUGGGUCAAGGCGUCUCCGUGCUCGUCUUCAUCAGCAUCGUCAGGACCGUGUCGCUGCUCUCGCUGCAGAAGGUGCGCGCCAGCUGGAGACCCUACCUGGCGUACCUGCUCGGGGUGCUGGGGGUCCUACUGGCGAGGUAUGCGGACAGGCUGCUGCCGGACCAGGGAGCAGCACACCGGGAGGGAUCGAGCGCGGAUAUUCCGGUAUUUAAGAGGCGCAGGAGGUCCAGCUCUGUAGUUUCGUCAGACAUGGCACAGCACGGGCAGUCCAGGGGCAAAUCUCACCGGAGAACAUCGCUGCCCUGCCUGCAGAGAGAGCAGAUGCUCCCACAACAAGAAUGGGACCACAAGAGAUGCGCCCGGGGAUCUCAGUCUUCAGGCACCAGUGUGAAUGUGGACAUUGCUGUGAUGGGUGAGGCCCACGGUCUGAUCUCAGAUCUGCUAGCAGACCCCUCCCUCCCGCCCAAUACCUGCAGCACGCUGCGGGCCGUCAGUAACCUGCUGAGCACGCAACUCACCUUCCAACCGCUGCACCACCGCUGCCCUCCACGCCUGAGCCCCCUGCUGGCCUUCAGCGAAGGACACACCUGUUCCGACUCAGAGGAGGUGCCGGAAAAGGGAGAAAGGCUGGCCAUCCCCAAGCGCUUAAGGCGGAGUUUGCCUCCAGGGCUUUUGAGACGGAUCUCUUCCACGUGGACCACCACCACCUCAGCCACGGGCCUGCCGACCCUUGAACCCGGGCCGGUCAGGCGAGACUGCAGUGCCAGCAUAAAAACACCUCAUGAUGGCCCUUCCAGCAGUUUGGUGAACAGUGAUUCAUGGAACAACACCGUGAUGCUCACUAUCUCCAAGAGCAGGUCCAUGUCUGCUUCAUACGCUGCCCCAGCUACCAACCACAUCUAUAGCAAAAGCCGAAGAGGUUACCCUUCCAACAUCUCACCUCUGACCUCACCCUGCCACUCCCCCCCAGUCCAGGGCACGCCGGUGAACAGCCCCACCACCACAACCCCUUCAGUGGAGCUGCCUGACCCAGAGCUUCCGCAGGAGGACAGAACCCCACCACGGAGCCCCCACAAAGCCUUAACACACAGUCAGAGCGCGCCCAGCUCCAGUACGACACAGUGGGCACCACCUCCUCUCUGUAGCAGCUGUGGACGACCGUAUAGUAAACUGAGACAUGGUGAUGGAUCUAUAGACAUGGGGGACAGAACCCAGCAGUCAGAAGAGCCAGUGAUAAUGUCGUCAGACUAUGACAGCACCUACGAGACUAACCACAGUGACAGCAGCGACUUUGCACAGAAUGAGGAGGACGGGAAGGGUCACAAAAAACCCUUCAACCCUGCAGGCCCCUGCGGGACAUACCGGCCCCAGGCACUAGCAUUGACCACACUCAUACCACAAGAGGAGAAGCAUAUUCUGGCCCCAGAGCCGCUGGUAAUGGAGGGACUUGAGCCCCUCAUGAGUCAAAUCAACAACUGGAACUUCCCCAUCUUCAGUCUGGUGGAGAAAACCAAUGGCAGAUGUGGCUGCAUUCUCAGUCAGAUGUCCUACCGGCUGUUCGUUGACACAGGACUUUUUGAGACAUUCAAGAUUCCAGUGAGGGAGUUCAUGAAUUAUUUCCACGCUCUGGAGAAUGGAUACAGAGACAUCCCAUAUCACAAUAGAAUUCAUGCAACAGAUGUCCUCCAUGCGGUUUGGUACCUCACCACCCAACCUGUGCCUGGUUUACCUACACUAGCCCAUGUCCAGGGAUCACUCAGUGACUCGGAAUCUUUAGACUCUGACAGUGGGCUAGCUUAUGGGCGCACAAAGCACCUGAUAUCGAGGACGUAUCCUGUAGAAGAGGAGGGUUACGGCUAUCUGUCCGGUCUCAUUCCUGCCCUGGAGCUGAUGGCUCUUUACGUAGCGGCUGCAAUGCACGAUUACGAUCACCCUGGCAGAACCAAUGCUUUCCUGGUGGCCACCAGUGCUCCACAGGCCGUGCUUUAUAAUGACCGCUCAGUGCUGGAGAACCAUCACGCAGCAUCCGCCUGGAACCUCUUCAUGUCGCGGCCUGAGUACAACUUCCUGGGCACACUAGACCAUAUGGACUUCAAACGCUUUCGCUUCCUGGUCAUCGAGGCCAUUCUCGCCACUGACCUUAAGAAACACUUUGACUUCCUGGCUGAAUUCAAUGCCAAGGUGGGGGAUGAUGGUUGCUCAGGCAUUGAUUGGACAAACGAAAACGACCGACUCCUGGUGUGUCAGAUGUGCAUUAAAUUAGCGGACAUCAAUGGACCCUUGAAAAGCAAAGAACUUCAUUUGCAGUGGACAGAAGGCAUUGUCAAUGAGUUCUACGAGCAGGGUGAUGAAGAGUCAAGUCUUGGCCUUCCAAUUAGCCCCUUCAUGGACCGUUCAGCACCGCAGUUGGCCAAACUACAGGAGUCCUUCAUCACGCACAUCGUAGGGCCUCUCUGCAGCUCAUAUGACUCUGCCGCCCUCAUGCCCGGGCGCUGGGUCGACCCUCUGCCCAAAGAUGGUGAGGAUUGUGAGGAGGAGAUGGACGAAGAGGAUGAGGAAGACUCACCUGAGGAAGAUGCCUCCAGCAGCUCAGAACUGUCUCAGAAACCAGCUCCCAGGAAACGCCGGAAAGUUUUCUGCCAGAUCACACAGCACCUUCUGGAGAACCAUGAGAUGUGGAAGAAGGUCAUCGCAGAAGAGGCUCAAAACAAAACAGAAGGGGAGGACUCUACAAUCCUCUGUAACACCCCUGAGCCAAUCUUGGCCAUCGAUGAAGAAGAGGAGGAUCCAGGGAGCAAGGAUGAACAAAUAGAAGACCAGGAAGAGGAGACAGCGGAGGAGGAGGUGGAGGGUCCUCUACCUGAACAGACAGAGGAAACAGAUGGUGAGACUGUAGAGGAAGUAGAGGAGACUGUGAACCGAGACACAGCAACUGUAGAAGAUGUGGAGCAAAUGGGAAAAAGAGAGGAAAUGGAAGAUGGACAGAGAGACGAGGAUCCAGAAUGAAUGGCUUGCCAUUUUUAGACAAAAACGAUGUCUGAAAGCUUUUUAUUGGCAAGCGAGACUCCUAAGAAAUGGUUGCCAGCACAUCACUUAGACACAACACUGUAGAUGCUUGGGGAACAUGUGCCUAAUGGAAACAGGGUGGGGUGGGUCAGUUUGGAGGGUUUUGAGGAACAAUGAGUAGGGAUGAAUUAUUGGUGCCAAUGAAAUUGUAGACACCUCCAACAAACUGGGGCUUGACCAAGUUGCUGAAACAGAGUUCUUGAUGGAGGGUUUCCUAUAUUUUCUAGACGCUACAUUGGUCAGUUUUGGUUUCUGAAUGCAAAUCCUUCUGGCGACACCCUCAGCUGCACCUUAAUGAAGACUGCCAACCCCCAAAGUAUGACAGGGGUCCCAAUGACCAUCAAGGCUUGUCCGAGCUUAUAGCGUCAAAUUUGGGAACGAGAAAUCCAAUCCAUCGCGACUCUCGCGAGGAGUCUCCUUAAGGGCAUUUUGCCUCACUUGGUACUCCAUAAUCAGCAAUGGACGAAAGCAAAUGUUCCAGAAACAGCAUGCAUUUGUGGUAAAGAGAUAUCACGUGUGUAACACAACGUUCCCAUGUCUUGUCUUGUUCUUUUCCUAUCAAGAGACCCAUUGCACACCUCCGCAAGGUCACGGGCCACACAUUGUCACUAUUGCAAAAAAUUGCUGCAAUGUCCUGAAGGUGUCAAGCCAAAUACCCGUCAUUCUCAUCCCUCACCUGAACGUUUGUCUUUCCUCUGACGGCAUUCCAGCAAUCCAUGGACUGAGAUUUUAUGUUUCUCAGGAUCAGACUGUUUUGUGACAACUGUACUAGGGGCUCAUUGGUUUUUAUGGACUCUCUUGCAACUUUAUAAUCUUUUGAAUCUUGAUUUGUGUCAAGGAAAAGGGAAUCUUUAGUUAUUUUCUAACAUUUGAUUUAUUUAAAACAUCAAAGGCCUAUUUUUAACCAAGUAGCCCAAUCAUGGUUUUACAAGGUGAUUUGAUAUUUACAAUAUAUACAGUACAUACAUAUACAGUAUACAUCACCCAGCUCUGUUUUGAUGAGGCAUGCAAUAGUACAUCAUUUAAUCCCUCUUGACAUUCUUGUAUCAGCAGCCAGCAUUUUCCUGACAUAUGUCGUUGUACCAUCCACAACUCAACAGCGCUUCAAAAGACAGCUCUUGCAUGGGCCCUCUGUCUUUCUGUUCCUACAUUUACAUUUAAGCUUCUUAGUAAACUGCUCCAGUAAGUUUUGAUAGUUAAGUAAACUGCCCUGGCAGGUUUCAAUGAUCAAAGGAGCAGACUUGAACUCGUGGCCGAGGGGGGCUGCUGCAUUCCCUGCAGUUGCAUGUUCUCACUCUGAACAAGGCCGUAGUUAUGAUUCCCAGCCUGGUCGCAGAGACGCUGCAGUCUUAUAAGCAGGCGUGUGAGCCAACUGCAAGUUCCUCAUACCCACAGCCCAAGGGACAAGGUGCAAAACACCACCCCUCUCACUUGAAUGGACCCAAAAACCAUACGGGUGCAGGCCGACACGGCUGUCCACGCUCGCCUUUGAUGUACUGAAAGAGUCAGAUUUCUCAUGACGGCCGUUCAAGGUGAGAUGAAACAACCUCUGUGGGCUUAAUCACCUUGAGUAUGAUGUCUAAUCAGCCUGAGUCCAAUGCCUUCGGUCUUUGUAGCAUCACUUUGAAGGAGAGCCAAUUAAAAUUGCCUAGGUAGGAGGCGACGGUCAUGUGAUUCAAACCCGUUCAGCAUUCAUCUUCUGAAACGUUCCCCUGCGAUUGCAAUGCGGCCUAAGCCUUAAUAAUAUCAGGCGACGUGGUGCAAUGUAGUUCAGCAAAUUAUUUAAGCAAUACCAACCCUAUCUGUAGAUUGGUAGCAUUUCAAGUUGCACUUUCUUUGUUUUGGUGCUGUAUAUUCUCUCAAAGCUCAAGUGUGUGUGCCAAAUAUGACUUUAAAAUCAUUCUUGAUCUUUCCCCAAAGUAUGGCCAGUGGCUGAAUAAGCAUGUAAAGGCCAAUUGUGUUUGUGAGUGUGAAUGCAGUAUGAAUGCUUUUUUUUGUACAAUGUUUUAUUUAGAGCAUAUAUUUUAUUUCUGCAUUUGGCCAUUAGAGAUAUUUUUUAACCUGUUAAUGCAUGAAUUAUUAAAUAACAAAUAUGUUUUGUUUCUAUUUAUGUGAAAGUAUGAAUAUAAAUAUAUAGCCUAUAUAUAUAUAUAUAUAGCCUAUAUAUAUAUAUAUAUA